Apus apus (common swift) is the source of this 1476-nucleotide messenger RNA. RefSeq names its product ecotropic viral integration site 2A (gene EVI2A). NCBI's taxonomy places the organism in Eukaryota, Metazoa, Chordata, Aves, Apodiformes, Apodidae. Bases 170 to 934 code for a protein of 254 amino acids. The transcript is spliced from 2 exons. The record is from RefSeq and is a predicted model, not a curated record. Gene Ontology annotation, cellular component: membrane.
UAUAAUUUCAGCUACAGAUUUGCUUAAAAAAUACCAGCAUUGACUAAAUCUACUUCCUUUAUGUUAAGAGCAAAAUACAUGCACAAAGACAUUUUAUUGUCCAAGGACUAAAUACCUGAAACAUCCAUUUUCUUUUGACUACAUCUUGGCAAGGUUACUAAAAAGGAAGAUGAAGACAGAAAGGCAUAGCAAACCAUAUUUGGCCUUCCCUGUGGUGAUAAUCUUUUCUCUGUGCCUGCAAACGAGUGCAAACCACACUGAUUAUCCUCAGGUUACAAAUGAGGUCUGGAGUCCUAUCAGCCAAAACCUCAGUGGAAGCCAUAACAUAACAGAAGCCAAUACAAAUUCUCCUCUGAGCAUCAAUUUCAGCAGUAAAACACCUAGUUCUCAAAUGCAGACAAAUACCCUGCUACCCUUAUCCUCCACCUUGGCCCAAAAUUCAACGUCUCCCCCUGUCAGAAAUGCUGUUCCUGCCACUGCAGGACCAAGGAAUACCAGCAAAUCCAAGGGUACAGUGACAAAAGAAACAUGUGAAGAUAAUAAGUCUCUUAUACUGAUUUGCUUUAUUAUAAUAGCAGUACUUGUGCUUAUCUGCACCUUCUUAUUUCUGGCAACAGUUGUAAUAGCAAACAAAAUGUCCUAUCUCAAAAAAACUCAGCAAGGAAAACGCAGGCCCAGGAGCAAUGGUGAUAUUGUGGCUACUAACAGCUUCUGGCCAACAGCAGCAGGAACAUGGCAGAGGAUGCCUAAGGAGACAAUUGGAACUGACUUGAUAAUGCAAGACUUGAUAUCAGGAAGAGAUGCUGCAAUCCAAAGGAAAUUCAAAGAUGAAACUACUGAGAAACUCACUAAAGAAACAAACAACGAACAGGAAAACAAAGAACCAUCAAAGUCACACAAACCCAUUUUAACCAAUUUUGUAGUUGAGAUUUAAUUCACGCUCAGGUAAAAAUUCAUCCUUUGCCUUUUUAACCUCAGUAAUAGACAGCAAAAAACUUAGCUUUCAAGUAACAACAUGGAUUUUAACAAAGGAAAACUAAAUUCAGAUGUUAGGGUUUUCCUUUUCUGAUGGUGGGAAUGCUGCAGCAACACUUGGGAGUCAGAUUGUCUUCAACAACUUUCUAUAAACAGCAUCAAGACCAGUUUUACUCCUUUGACCAGGAAUCAUGGUGAUGGGAGCUGAACGGGAUAAAACAGAAGGACAGAAGUCUGCCCAUUCUCAAAGAUCAGGAGGGGACGGAAAAGGAAAGGACUGUUAGUCUAACAAAGACACCAAACCAUAAGGUGCUGCACAGGGAUAACCAAGUUGCUUUUUUAGGAAAACCACAAUUCAGUCACAACUUUGAUGCAACCAUUGAAUCAGGAACUGGUCCCUCUCAAAAUGCCCUUUCAGCUUUUUCCAUCAAGAACUUCUUAAACCAGCUUAACUGCUCCUGAACCAGAUUGAGAGUUGAAUCAUAUUUAUUGUGUUUUGAC